CACCAAACACACCUUUUGCGCCUCCCCUUCUCCCAUUCCCUAACCCUAGCGUGUCGUCACCCCUUACUCCAUUCUCUCUCCUCAUCAACCGGACAUUUUUUGCAAAUUUUCAGAGAGCCACAGUUCGUUUAGUGCUCGCCAUAUUUUAUUUUGGAAAAGCAUUAAUUGUUUCAACAAUUCACCACAUUCUCUCUACCAAAUGACGCCUAAGCAAGAUUUGAAAGACAAGGCUUCAGAUUCAUUCUUGUCUUGGCUGCGCGACAAAAAAGUACGGAUUUGCAUUGGAGUACAAUAAAUGACGAAGAUUAAGGACAUCACAAAUCGGAGCUAGAAGUUAGACAUAGGAAAUUGUAUUUACUUAUAUUAGGAAACACUUUAUGUUGUAUUCAUUUGAUAUGUAAUAAAUAUUACGUUUCUUUUGUACUUUAUUUUGGGAAAUAGAAUUUGUUUAAUUAAUUAAAGCAAUGGAAUGACGUAUUAUGGCACACUUUACCCUUCAAAUAAGCGUUAGGCCUACCUCUGGCACAAAGAGGUCAUAUGCAUAUUAGGACGCGUUAUUGUUUGAUAUACCCAUGUACAUUUGUUUGACUACUUGUUUGAUUUUAUUUGAUGAAUUAUUUGCUACAUGACUUACUUGACUUUAAGUGAUCAUGGCUUUGCCUAGACUGACAUCAUUUGCACUUUAUGUUUCUUUUUAUUUUUAUUAAAAGAGUUGAUUCGUGUUGACACUCGAGCUGGCCGGCCACCCUUACCUCACAAGGUCGAAGACGUCAUCACUAUCUCGACGUACCUGGGUUGUGCAAGGAAAAGAAAUUAUCAUGACUGAUCCAGCCACAUCCGUUUCAACUGGUUUGGAAAACAUUGUGAUCUCUAACGAUCCUCCCGAGACUUCUGAACAUAGAAAUACUAUGCAACAUGACAAACAUAUCGCCCGCCUGACUCAAGAGAUUCAGGACCUACGUGGUGAACUAAAUCGGGUUAGGGACCUGACCAAUUUAUCUGUUACACUCCAAAGUCCACCUCCUGAACCUAGAACUGUUGCACCAAACCCACCUCAUUUUCCAUCACUCGAAUCUCCAAUUCCUGAACAUUUUCCUUCACAAAACAAUGCACCUACCAACAACAACUUUCUUCCUAUCAUCCUCACAAAUCCACCAAAUCCAUCAUACGUCUAUACUCCUCCACAAAGUCAACCACCCACCUACACUACCUAUGCUACUCCUAAUCCACCACCCGUCAACCCACUAAAUCAAUCACAAGUUCACUCUUCUUACAUUCCUUUACCUACCAACACUAAUCCACCACCUACAACUACUCCUCUAAACCCACCAAACAAACUACCUACAAACACCACUUAUAACACACCACCUCCAGUCCAAAAUAUUCCCACCGUCCAAACUUAUCCAACCUAGCAUAUACAAGGGGCGCAUUUUGUCACUCCUAAUGUAUAUGCAGCGGAAACACAAGCCUAUACCAACCCAGUAACGGUCAGGUUCCAACCCGAGGUAGAUCAAUACGAGGAAAUGGAGAAAGAGGCAAAAGUAAGGGCAGAUGAUAUGCUGUUAAAAGAUAUCCACAGUCUCAAGGAGGCAAUGAGAAACCUGCAAGUUGCUAGGGGAACUAAAAGCGUAGAAUACGAAGAUCUGUGUGUGCAGCCUGAUGUCGAUUUGCUCGUAGGCUACAAACCGCCGAAGUUUGAUACUUUCAAUGGAACCGGCGAUCCUCAUACACACUUAAGGGCUUAUUGCGACAAACUGGUUGGAGUAGGUAGAGAUCAGAACAUAAGAAUGAAGUUAUUCAUAAGAAGCUUUUCUGGUGAAGCUCUUACUGGUAUACACAACAAGACGUCCGCAAGUGGCAUUGUUAGAGCGACAUGGCCCAAGACUUUAUGGACCGAUUCAGUUUCAACACCGACAUCACACCGGACAGAGUCUACAUGACUAAGUUAACUAAGAAGUCAACUGAAUCGUUUCGUGAAUAUGCACUGCGUUGGAGGUCAGAAGCAGCCAGGGUACAACCCCCGAUGAAUGACAGAGAAAUGACUGCUACCUUCAUUGAAUGCCAGGCCGGCAUAUUUUAUGAGAAAAUGAUAGGUAUGAUGGGACAAAAAUUCACAGAAGUUGUCCGAAUGGGUGAAGCCUUGGAAGAAGGAAUCAAAUCUGGAAAAAUUCAGGAUCUUACGGCUUUGCAAGCUGUAAACAAAGCCAUUCAAUCUGGUUCUAUCAACGGGCUUAAAAAGAAGAAAGAAGAUGUUGCUACGGUCAUGAAUGUCCAAGGACAUAAGCCAAGCCAAGCGAUCACAUACUUCAACCAUCCACAACAACCUUUCUACCCUUACCACUAUGUUGAACCCUACCAAGCUCCACUAUCUCCUUACCCUGUCUACAACGCCCAAGCAAAUCACUACCAACCCCGAGGACCUCACCCUCAAAACCCACGUCCAUACCAAUCUGUUCAAGCUCCCACUUACCAAAAUCGACCACACACCACACCUAAAGCUCAUCCAAAUCCUGACAUCAAAAACACCCGUAAUAACACUCGGUUCGCUGAACCUUUGGCUCAAUUGUUUGAAAGAAUGAAAGCAGCCGGCGUGAUACAGCCAAUUGAAGGGAAAAUUCCUGAUCCCAUUCCAAGAUGGUUUGAUGGUUCCAAGCGCUGUGCUUACCAUUCUGGAGUCGCUGGGCAUGACACUGAGGAUUGCUAUGGCCUCAAAAACAAGAUUGAAGCCUUGAUUAAAGAAGGAGCAAUCCAACUUACUGGAGCUCGGCCCAAUGUGGACAACAACCCUUUACCCACUCAUGAAAAUGCCAACGUGAACAUGAUCACUGUUGAGAAAGACGGAGAUGUGAAAGUCAUCAUGCCAUCAACCUUUAUCACUCCCAUGGAAACAGUCCAAAGACGAGCAACAAUGGAGAUUACUUCUACAACUUCUCACAACACCGAGACACCGACCUUCUGGGGUGCCGAACCAGGAGAAACUUUGAAGAAUUGGGCUUGUACUCUGUCCCUGGUUCGCCGGGAGUCUUGAUAGAUGAACAUGUAGUAAACUUUUUGUGAUAACACGAUUUUAAAAUUGAGGCUUAAAUCGUGCCCCAAAACUUUUAUUGUUUUGCCUCAUUUUUUUUUGGAAGCUUAA
This is a messenger RNA of Lycium barbarum (goji berry), 3136 nucleotides long. RefSeq lists its product as uncharacterized. The transcript has 3 exons. Lineage: Eukaryota; Viridiplantae; Streptophyta; Magnoliopsida; Solanales; Solanaceae. Bases 1874 to 3028 code for a protein of 384 amino acids. The record is from RefSeq and is a predicted model, not a curated record.